AUGGAUUGGCCUUUGCAUCAGUUAGAUGUUAAGAAUGCAUUUCUUAAUGGCGAUCUAGAAGAAAAAUGUAGUGAGUCAGUUUAUGCAUUCUCUUUCGAGGAACAUCUUGAGGCAGUCUAUAGGAUACUGAGAUAUUUGAAGGGAAAUCCUGGAAAAGGAUUACUUUUUAAGAAGACUGGUGAAAGAAAUGUGUCUAUCUUCAUCGAUGCCGAUUGGGCAGGUUCAGUCACAGAUAAAAUAUCAACCUCUGGAUAUUGUACAUAUGUUUGGGGUAAUCUUGUGGCAUGGAGGAGCAAGAAACAAGGAGUUGUAGCAAGGAGUAGUGUAAAGGCCGAGUUUAGAGAUAUGUCUCAAGGUAUUUAUGAAGGAUUAUGGAUCCUUAUAGUUCUAGAAGAACCUAAGAUGAAAAUCGAGCUUCCAUUGAAAUUGUACUCUAACAAUAAAGCUGCUAUUAACAUAGCUCAUAAUCCAGUUCAACAUGAUAGAACCAAACAUAUCGAGAUUGAUUGA
Molecule: messenger RNA, 510 nt
Organism: Lathyrus oleraceus (garden pea)
Lineage: Eukaryota; Viridiplantae; Streptophyta; Magnoliopsida; Fabales; Fabaceae
Product: secreted RxLR effector protein 161-like
Exons: 2
Coding region: 1-510 (169 amino acids)
Source: RefSeq, a predicted model, not a curated record